Messenger RNA from Nannizzia gypsea CBS 118893, 2016 nucleotides. RefSeq lists its product as hypothetical. The record is from RefSeq and is a predicted model, not a curated record. Gene Ontology annotation, biological process: regulation of DNA-templated transcription. Lineage: Eukaryota; Fungi; Ascomycota; Eurotiomycetes; Onygenales; Arthrodermataceae. Gene Ontology annotation, molecular function: DNA-binding transcription factor activity; DNA binding. The transcript is spliced from 2 exons. The coding region runs from base 1 to 2016 and encodes 671 amino acids.
AUGGCGAGGUUUUCUCUUCCAUCACCGGCUUUUGACUUCUUCCAGCCUCCUCCCAACCUCGACACAAAACCCAUGUUCGCCAGGGACGAGGAGAUGAGUGUACUGGACGACAAGAUCCUCGAUACCGGCGCUCAGGAUAUGUCGAUGGACAGCUCACGGCGGACCUCCUUUGAUCAAACCACCGAUGAGUUUUCACGGAGGGAGUCAGUAUGGUCGGAUAUGGCUCAACACCAAACCGACGCACAGUCACGGCACCCAUCACAACUAUCAACACCACUAUUUGAGCCUGUCAGCAAUCCUUUCGUGCGACUAGAUGCGCCCACAGGAGCCUUUUCCCAGCAACCACAUCCCCACCAGCACCACCAGCAACAGCCACAACAGAUUUGGCCAGUAUCUAAUGAUUCCGGCUCUUGUACCCCCACACCAAUCUACGAGAACUUCACCCAAGAGUUCGAUGGUUCAGUCGCCAACCCAUUUACCGGUGGCGCCGUUGGCCAGGUGCAGCCGAUGUCUUACCAGCAGAUGCAAUUCAGAGCCUCUCCACCCUUCGCUGCUCCUAAUUCUAUUCCCAUGUCCCCGCAAUCCAGUCAGGGCUGGGUAUCAGGCUCAUCCGAGGUGCCAGAAGUCCAGUCGCGACCAGUCAGGACCUCUGGUGGAUACCGAAACAGCGCAGCCAGUCUUACCAUCCGACGAGAUGGGAUACGCAAGAAGAAUGCGCGUUUCGAUAUCCCCGCUGAGCGGACGUUGAGUAACAUCGAUCUCCUGAUCAGCCAGUCGAAUGACGAGGAUGAGAUAAAGGAACUCAAGCAGCAGAAACGCCUUCUUAGAAACAGGCAGGCGGCCCUUGAUUCUCGCCAGCGAAAGAAAGUCCACACCGAACAGUUAGAGGAGGACAAACGACGGUCUUCCACUCACAUUAAUGAGCUUCAGGAGGCACUCCAGGAGAUGAAGCUUCGAGAGGCGGAACUCAUCAGGGAAAAGAACGAAAUGCUUGAGCGCCAGCAACAGUUGCACCAAUUUGUUGAACAGCUCCAUAUGGAAAAGGAAGAGUUGAUUCGCACUCACACCCUUGAGACUGGCGAGCUUCGCAAGAAGAACACUAUUCUUCGAGAACAUCUGGAGAGGAUGGAGCUCAACUCUAAUCCCUCAGACCCUGCCUCCACGAUUCGCAAUGACUUUUCCGACUAUGGUAGCCUCGGCGUGGACAACCCUUCUUGGGACUCGUUCUCCCUGUCUGAUGAGUUCAGUCUCGACACUGAACAGCGCCCGCAACCCCGCAGCCCUACUCCUACGCCUGCUCGCCAUCCAUUUACCCUAGACUUCAACUCCAAGAAGGCAGAGAAACAAGCAGAGAAGCCGAUGACCCAGACCGACUCUGCUUUCAGCUGGAAUGCAUUCUAUAUGUGCCUGCUGUUUGGCGCCUUUAUUGCCUCCAACAGCACUUCCACCUCGCAACCCGCCAUCCCCGCUCUAUCCGAAGAAUACCGCGCAGAGUCAGCAAAUGUCUUGCGUGCAGUCCUUGCCUCGGGCUCUCCUGAUGGAAGCUCGGCUAGCAUUGUUGGACCCUCGCCCAGCUCCGGUGCUCUGCUACCCACCACGAUUAGCAACAGUGAAAUGGCCCAGAUCACAUCCGGCCCUGCUGGUGGCACCGCCACAAAUCUUGAUGUCCUGCAUAACAACCUCGUUGCACCAUCUAAAGACCAAGAGGAUGCCCAGGCCUUUGCCAUGACUACCAAGCAAUACCAAGCACUUACUACUCUGGGCGAUGACGAUAUGGGCGAUGACCACGUUGCUCCUCCAUCAAACCUACAGCAAGCCUACGCAGCAAUGCGCAACCACGGACUCCAGAACCGUGCUGCUUUCAAGGGAAAUGGAAAUCCAGACAUCUACUCGCGAUCACUAAUGUGGGACCGUGUCCCUCAGAAGGUACUACAGGACUUCAACAACAUGGUAAGAGAAUGUGCUGGGAAGACCGUCAAGGCCGAGGAGCCUGGCAGGGAAUCCCUCACCUGUUGA